UUGAAAAGACGCAAAUGGGAAUGGGAAUUGGAAUUUAAACAUCGCAUUCAACGGCAUCAUUCCACCAUUUUUGAUUUCUGGUUUUGAUUUCGAUAACAGAAAAAAAUAUCUUCAAUCUCCUCCACCCACUACCACUGUAAACCACCACAACCACUAUUCCCGCUUGCAAAAAAUGACGCACCAUUUGCUCUUCCCAACUCCCUAAAUCCAAAUCCAACAAUGCCCAUCAUCCACGAUAAUCAGAAUCACCCCCUUAUGUUUCCCUUUCUCUUUGUUUCCCUCCUCUCUUUUUCUCUCCUCUUGUUUUCUCUCUACGCCAGAAGACGGCGGCGGCAGCGCCAGCUCUGCCUCCAUCAUUCACCACCACUGCUCACCGACAUUGUCCGUACUAUCAAUACUAAUGAUCGCAUUCACAGUACCACCAUUCAAAACCUAAAAUCGAACGUUUCGAACCCUAAUAAUUCCUUGCUGCUUGAGAUCUUGCCGGCACUAUACGAGGAUAAUCAGGCGCCGGAGAAGAGUGAGUCUACGGUGGCCGGCGACGAGGAGUGUGGAAAGAAGAAGAAGAAGAAAAGAGGGAAGAAGAAACGAUCUGAUGCCGAUGAUUCGUCGAAAAGUCAAGUUGUAAUAAAGGAAGGAUUGAUUGAGGGGAUUGGAAAAGAGAAGGAGAAUCAAGAUUUAGUGUGUUUAUACCCUUUUACUUCGUCUUCUAGUGCGACACAGAGAAAGAUUAAGCAACAAUAUGAUCAGCUUGUGAAGUCUCAUGAAACCGAUGGAUUGACUCUUCUUCAGGUUGGACAAUUUGCAAACUGCUUGAUUGAAGCAAGAGAUGAACUGAAGCACAAGUCUGAGGUUAUACAUCGAAAAUUUACCAUUACAAAGGCCCUACUAUUUAAAGCAGACAGAUCUUCAUUUGACAGACUGCGUCAACAGAUAUACAAGCUAGAGUUAGAACAAAAGAGGCUAGAAGAAGAUGCAUUUGUAUAUAAUUGGCUCCAACAACAACUUAAACUCUCACCAGCUUAUAAAAAGAUGCUUGAAAUUGGUGUUUACAUGGAGAUGAAGGCUAAAUCUGUGGAAACAACAGAGGAUACGGACUCUGAUAUAUCUGAUAUUUCUUUUGAGGAGUUAUUAGCUCAGGAGAAAAAAGAUUCGUUUUGGCAAAAGAAGGGGAAAACGAGAUCAGGGUUGAGUUGAUGAAGCCCAAGGCAUGCACGUGUGCAAGAUUUUUAUUGCUUAAUGUGCUUAAUUAUAUGGGUUCUUUUGUAGAUUAGAGUCUCUCAUCAUGGCAAAUGUAAAACUCCAACUCAAUAGCUUUUUUUGUUUUCUUCUUGGUGGUUUAACAUGCCA
Messenger RNA from Lactuca virosa, 1350 nucleotides. Lineage: Eukaryota; Viridiplantae; Streptophyta; Magnoliopsida; Asterales; Asteraceae. The record is from the annotation of a GenBank genome assembly.